Molecule: messenger RNA, 2472 nt
Organism: Aspergillus uvarum CBS 121591
Lineage: Eukaryota; Fungi; Ascomycota; Eurotiomycetes; Eurotiales; Aspergillaceae
Product: acetyl-coenzyme A synthetase
Exons: 5
Coding region: 466-2472 (668 amino acids)
Cellular component (GO): cytosol
Molecular function (GO): AMP binding; acetyl-CoA synthetase activity
Source: RefSeq, a predicted model, not a curated record
CUCCCAUCAGAGCUUCUGCCUUGGACGAGAAUUCAAUUCCGUUCGCGAUGUCCCGCUGGGGAAAGCCUUGAAGAACCCCGGGUGUCGAGAAAUGUCCAAUCCAACGCAGAAACCCAUGGAGGCGUGUGAUACGUCUCUGUUGUUCGGAGGUCUGCAUCAAGAUCAGGAAUCAUCCUCUGGAGUGAGAUCAGACCUCUAUGCGUGGCUGAAAAGACACUCGUUCGUAUGGAUGGGAACAGCAGUGGCCUUGAUAGUGACUCGGCUAGGGUGGGAUUAGCGCUCAUGGCUGGGUGUGCACAUGCGGGCUGCGGACCGUGGAUAUAGCUGUUUACGCAAGCUGAAAGUAGCAUUAUUUAAAGCGCAUCUUACCUCUCCAAAAGGCGAAUCCCCCUACUCCAAGUACAAAUCCACAUCUCCGAGAACACUUGUUCAAAUCCACCACGCCAUCCCUACCAGCCAUCCACGAUGACCGAACCCAACGCCCCGACCACCAUGGUCGACGUGCCCGCGUCAUACAUCUCAAACCACCCAUCGACCCCGCACCUAGCCAGCCUGAACGAAUACCGCGACCUCUACCAAGAAUCGCUGCGCGACCCCGAUCACUUCUGGCGGGCGAUGGCCACCUCCGCCCUGCACUGGGACCAGCCCUUCCACACGACCCGCCACGGAUCCCUCGAGGCAGGCGACCACGCGUGGUUCCUCGGGGGCCGACUGAACGCCAGCUACAACUGCGUGGACCGCCACGCGCUCGCGACCCCGGACAAGCCCGCCCUCCUCUACGAGCCCGACACUCCGACCCGCAACCAGCCGCCGCAGCAGAUCACCUACGCCGAGCUCCUGCGGGAUGUCUGUCGCCUGGCGUGGGUGCUCCGGGACCUCGGGGUCCGCAAAGGCGAGAUCGUGACCGUCUACAUGCCCAACAUCCCCGAGGCCGUGGUCGCCAUGCUGGCGUGCGCGCGCAUUGGCGCCGUGCACUCCGUCGUCUUUGCGGGGUUCUCGGCCCCCGCGCUGCGAGGCCGGCUGCAGGAUGCGCGGUCGCGCGUGAUUCUGACGGUGGACGAGGGCGUGCGCGGGGGCAAGGCCGUGCCGAUGAAGCGGGUCGUCGAGGACGCGGUCAUGGGUUUACGAUACGGUGGUGGUGCAGGUGGUGGUGAGGAGGCCGACGUCAAGUGCAAGUGCCUCGUCCUCCGGAAGACCGGCAGCCCGGUGCCCUGGUGCCAGCGGAUGGACGAUGCUUGGUGGCACGAGGAGUGUGCGCGGUGGCCCGGCUACUACGCGCCCGAGGCGAUGGGCGCCGAGGAUCCGCUGUUCCUGCUGUAUACCUCCGGGUCGACGGGGAAGCCCAAGGGCCUGCUGCACUCGACGGCGGGCUAUCUGCUGGGGUGCGCGGUUUCCGGGAAGUAUGUGCUGGAUCUGCACCCGGCCGAUACCAUGUUCUGCGCUGGUGAUGUCGGCUGGAUCACCGGCCACAGCUACAGCGUCUACACGCCCCUGGUCCUGGGGCUCGCCACCGUGCUCUUCGACGGGACUCCGUCCUUCCCGACCUGUGGCCGGUAUUGGGAGAUCCUCGCGCGCACCCGGGCGACGCACUUCUACACGGCCCCGACGGCCCUGCGGUUGAUCAAGAAGGGCACCGGCAACACGUACGCCGCGGCGGAGGCGCACGACCUGGAGCGUCUCAGGGUGGUGGCUUCCAUUGGGGAGCCCUUGGCUGCCAAGGUAUGGCAGUGGUGUCACGAUACCCUUGGUGGGCAGGUGCAUGUGCUGGAUACCUACUUCCAAACCGAAACAGGCUGCCAUGCUUUCGCCCCUCUGGCCGGGGUUACCCCGACCAAGCCCGGCUACGUGGCGCUGCCGUUUCUCGGCUUCAAUCCCAUUCUGCUGGAUCCGGUCUCCGGGGCCGAGAUUCGCGAGAGUGAGACCGAGGGCUUGCUGGCGUUUGAUCAACCGUGGCCUAGCAUUGCCCGCACGGUAUGGGGCGACCAUGCCCGGUACAUGAAGACUUACUUCGCGCAGCAUAAGGGAUACUUUACGACAGGAGAUGCUGCCAUUCGAGACGGGAACGGAUACUUCAAAAUCCUGGGCCGGGUGGACGAUGUGGUCAAUAUAUCGGGCCAUCGACUCUCUACCGGCGAGAUAGAAUCCGCCCUCUUGAACCAUGGCGCCUUUGCCGAAGUUGCCGUCGUGGGGUCUGGGGAUGAGCUGACCGGACAAGCAUUGGUCGUCUUCGCAUGCCUAAAGAAUGACCUAGAAGAUCAGACGAAUAAGUCGCAGCUCCGACAGUCGGCCCAGCAGCACAUUGGGAAGUGGAUCGGUCGCUUUGCCGUGCCUCGAAAGGUGUUUCUGGUCGAUGAUCUGCCCAAGACGCGAUCCGGCAAGAUCAUGCGACGGAUUCUGAGGAAGAUCCUGGAGGGCGAAGAGAAAGAGUUUGGCGAUCUGUCCACGGUAAAUAUUCCUUUCCCCUGGCAAUGA